GUUUGCAAGGUCGUCAAACCACAGGAAUUUUCUGAGCUCAAAUCGCAUAGCAAAAGGAGAUUUUGGUAUCCAUCUUUGAUGAAAGUUGAACAUGUCAAGAAAAACUGAUUUCACACAGAAAUUGCUGGACGAUCUACGCCUCAGGAAGCAGCGAUUGGCAGCGGCUCAGACACCUUCAGAUGCCCGUGGAAACCUUCGCCGGCCACAUCAAGGAACUGGAGAUGCAAACAUCCCUAAAACAAACGGGUACAGGCCCAACCAUGGACGUCAUAGAUCACUCGCUAUUGAAGAUGCUUCAAAAGAGAUUGUACCAAUUCAGACUACCCGAAGCUCUGAAUACAUAUCGGAUCUGUCAAUGGCACUAGCAUACGCACUUGAGAAUGGUGGCCGCCUUGGAAAUAUAGAAUUCCUUGGCAAUGCAAUGGUCCGAAAGAAGGCCUCCUUGCACCAUGCCCAAAGAAGAUCACUGGACCUUGGAGAGAUGAGUGGAAGAUACACAUCAGAAAGCCAUCAGCUUGUGACGGGUCGAUCUACCACUUCCCAUCUACACAUCAGAGAGAUCUCGAAAGGCGCCCAGAAGUUGAAUCAGAUCCUCAAAGCAUGUGCUCAUGGCCUCAAUUUCGACAGAUACUCCAUAGAAAUCGGCAAGGAGCUGCUGAAAGGGGCUGUCGAUUUAGAAGAAUCUCUAAGAAUGCUCGUUAACCUGCAAGAAGCUUCGCAAUACAUGGUCAGCCCUAAGGGAAAGCAGAGAAUUCGACUGCUCGAAGGUGAAGAAGACGAUGAAGCCAUAGUUGAAGUGAAAGGCCAGAGAUUCCCAGAAAAGCCAAGGUUUUCUUUCGAUGGUUCCUCAAGAAACUCAAUUGAAGAUGCCAGAGAUGUCACCAAAACCAGCCUCAAGCAGAAGCUCCUGACUCUACCCUACCAUUCAAGCUCAACGACCCACCAGCCUGAUACAGACAAACAGGCUCUAAUCAUCCCAAAUUCAGUUUACCACAGGCGAUCCAUGAGCUUUAAUCCAGAUUCUGAAGUCAUCUCCACAUUCUCUGGUGCUACUAAGAAUUUCCGUUCCAAUAAACCCUCAAACCCAAAAGCGCCUGAAAACAGUAGCAUGCCUUCUAAUUCCAAAAAUGGGAACAAGAUCAAGCAGUCAAAUUCUCAUAGUCCCGAACAGGAAAAAGGAAGAAUCCCUAAUGUUAUUGCAAAACUUAUGGGUCUCGAAGAGAUCCCAUUGAAGGCGGAUUUGAAGAACAAGGGAGUGGAGAAAGUUUCGGACUCCAGGCAAGGAACAAAAAGGGAUGAAAAUUUGAAGCAGAAGGCACAGAGGAGUCUGAAAGAUGAUUCAGUGGUGACAACCUCCGAGAAGCCUGUUUCCCAAAUCACUCGACAAGUGAAGGAGCUACAAGCCAACAAGAUCGCUACGACUCGGAAUACCACCAUCAUGACAGCGGUUAAUGAUGGAAAGCAAAACCUGAAGGAGGUGAAAAACAUGGAAAAUACAAAUCCAUUACCACUAAAUUCAGAAAGACCCACCUUGGAAAUCAAUCUGCAGAUAAAUGCUACUUGCAUGGAUCGCAUUAAAGAAACCCAAAAAGCAAAGCAAGAUGCGAAAGGAAGAGGGGAUAAUACAAAACCCAAGGAUCAGAAAAGCGACGGAUUAGGCAAUCUUACACAGCCAGUUUUCACAUUUGCUUUGCAGGAGAAGCGCCUGGAGUACCGAGAAGCUGCAGAUUCUGAAACAGCAGGAACAAAUAAAAGACUACAAAAGGAGCACAAAGGUCCCAUGGACGGAAUUUCUAUGUUGGGUUAUCGACAAGAAACUGUAUAUGACAGUGAACCCAGACAGACAUCUGGGAAUCAAAAAUCUGAAUCCGACAAAGCAAAGCAGGAUGGAGCGGGAGAAAAGAGUGCAAAAAUCAAGCCACAAGUAAAAGAUGCAAGGAAAACUGACAUGAUGUUAAAGAAUCCACUGAAGCCAAUCCCUAGAGUCAAUCCACAAAAGAAGAUGCUACAAAGGAACCAGAACCUUGUUGCCGGUAAGAAAAGCUCAACAGAAACUCCCAAUGCAAUGCAACCCAAAGAAAAUGGGAGUUCAACUUACUUUGAGUCCAACAUGAAGAAAUCAGCAAAUGGGAGCUUGGAGGAACAAAGACUCCUAGCUCAAAAAACUAAUGCAGAAAGAAUCGCAGCUCUGAUUCUCCCAGUUGGGACUAACAAGGCUGUGCACCCUCCAUCUGUACACAAGGUGGACACUGAACACGUAGAAGCCCAAGAAAGCAAGAAGCACGUAAAGACCAAGGACACAAGAAAUAGAAUGGCUGGAUCUCCCCAAGCCACCGCGCAGCAAAUCAAGCAGAAGCCUUCAGUCCUACAAGAACUAAAACAUAGAAGGCAUGAGGGGAUCACUAAGGUCAAAGAAGCAAUAAUAAGCAUCCACCAGCCCACGAAAUUGGAGAAACAUUUGCAGCGGAAAGAUGCCCCUGCUUCCACUCCAUGUGAUCAUGUUGGAGAUGAUUGCAGAACGCCAAAAGAAACAGAAAAGAAUAUAGCUGCAAAUUCAAAUAGACAUUACAUAAACAGCAAAGGUCCUGCUGUGCUACCACUCCCAGAAAUUUCUCUUGGUGGAUAUCAAGCACUAAAGUCUGACUUCCAAGCAAUUCAAUCCAGAGUUACAGGAACAGACAAUGGUAACAUAAUUGGCAACAACUCUUUAAGGGAGCAGCUCCAACCAAAUACCAAGCCUGAGAUACAAGGAGGAUCACUCACGAAGCAUGAAAACCACCUUAAGCAGAUAUUAGUGAAAAGUCAACACUUCCUUAACACUGCAGAAGCUCUUUUCAGACUCCAAAUUCCUUUUGAUAUUUUCCAUGCCAGUCGCAAUAAACGGGAAGAUAAAGAGAACAAGCUUUUGUUAGAUUGUGCAUAUGAAAUAAUGAAAAGAAAAGGUGACAUAGAAGAGCUAGGUUUCCAUUCUUCUGUGGGAAUGCCCAUUGUAUCUAUGAAGUUGAAAUGCUUAGAUGAUUUGGUUAAGCAGUUGCAUGAAGACCUGGAGCAUUUAGAAUUCCGUGGUGAGACAGGGGGUGAUAAUUAUGAUGCUGCUGCCACCUUCCUGCAUGAGACACUCAAAGGAGACAUCGAAAACAGGAAGCCAGAUGUGAAUUGUAUGUGGGAUUUUGGUUGGAAUGAAAUGAUGUUUGUGUAUCUUGAAAAGGAUGAGGUUGUAAAGGAUGUUGAGAAGCAUGUAUUGAAUAGGCUCAUUGAUGAGAUUACUGGAGAUCUUUUACAUGCAAGUAUUGAGAAAAGCUACUAUAAAGCCGCAAGCUGAUGAGGUUAGCACUGGGUUUCUGCUCCAUUAAGUCAGCAUAAAAGGUGUUAGUAGUUUGCCACUUUUACAGUACACCUACCUGAGUAGAGCUGAAAGCAAGAAAGGUGGCCUCUAUGUUAUAUGGAUUAUAGACAAUUAAUCGUGUGUAAAAUAAGUUGUCUCAUAUCUUUCUAUUUUUGUCAGUCUCCAUAAAAGUAUAAUUUAUGAAGAGUGAGUUCUUGGUCCAAUGUACUA
This is a messenger RNA of Magnolia sinica, 3556 nucleotides long. RefSeq lists its product as uncharacterized. NCBI's taxonomy places the organism in Eukaryota, Viridiplantae, Streptophyta, Magnoliopsida, Magnoliales, Magnoliaceae. Bases 92 to 3322 code for a protein of 1076 amino acids. The transcript is spliced from 5 exons. The record is from RefSeq and is a predicted model, not a curated record.